Messenger RNA from Ananas comosus (pineapple), 3455 nucleotides. Its product is annotated as receptor kinase-like protein Xa21. Lineage: Eukaryota; Viridiplantae; Streptophyta; Magnoliopsida; Poales; Bromeliaceae. The coding region runs from base 38 to 3316 and encodes 1092 amino acids. The transcript is spliced from 2 exons. Gene Ontology annotation, biological process: protein phosphorylation. The record is from RefSeq and is a predicted model, not a curated record. Gene Ontology annotation, molecular function: protein binding; ATP binding; protein kinase activity.
GCUAUAGCUUUAGCUUUCUCUUGUCUUAGUUCGUAGAAUGGAAGGCUUUUUCAAUGCACUAUUUUUUCUCAUCAUUCUACUACAUGUGAUCUUCACCGCCCAGUGCACUGCCGCCGCCACCGCCGGGAUCAAACAAGCUGCACCCGACCGCGCCGCCCUCCUCUCCUUCAAGUCCCUCGUCGACAACGCUCCGUUCGGAGCGCUCUCCUCCUGGAACAACGGCUCUCUCCACCACUGCAGGUGGCGCGGUGUCUCCUGCGGCCGCCGCCAUCCCGACCGGGUCACGGCCCUCGACCUCAAGGCUCUCCGCCUGGCCGGUUUCGUAUCGCCCGCCGUAGCCAACCUCACAUUCCUGCAGAGGAUCGACCUGUCCGACAACAAGCUACAUGGAAGCAUCCCAGAGGAGCUAGGAAGCCUACGCCGGCUGCGAUAUCUCAACCUGAGUGUGAAUUCUCUUGGCGGAACGAUCCCGUCUUCGCUCGGCAAUUGCUCUAAUCUUCGACUACUCAACUUGAGAGGUAAUAAUCUCAACGGCGAGAUCCCGCCAACUCUAUCGCGUCUUUCCGGUCUUAGAGAUCUUUUCCUGAGUCAAAACAUGUUACAAGGGACGAUCCCAGAUUCAAUUGGGAAUCUUUCUUGUCUGCUCUCUCUUUCUUUAGAUAACAAUAACUUGUCAGGAGCCAUGCCUCCAUCCUUCGGUAGCCUUCGCUCCUUGAAGAUACUUGAAAUCCAAGAGAAUAGUCUCACAGGAACCAUUCCGUCGACUCUUACGAACCUCUCCUCUCUGAACAUGGUUGCACUACGAGGAAACAACCUUCAUGGUGAAAUUCCUCACUUUGCAGAACUUCCAUUCCUCUCUCGACUGGACUGCGCUAUUAAUUAUCUCUCUGGAUCGAUCCCAAUCUCGCUCGGACAACUUUCAUCUCUCGAAAUUCUGAGUCUCAGGAUGAACCACUUAACAGGGGAAGUACCGUCAUCCCUUUACAAUCUAUCAUCCCUGAGGGCCUUAGAGUUCUCUUAUAACCAACUCGAGGGAACUCUACCCUCCGAUAUCGGAAAUGCUCUUCCGAACCUUCAAUACCUUUAUGUAUAUUAUAAUCAGCUCGGGGGGCGAAUUCCAGCAUCCUUGUCCAAUGCUUCUGAGCUCAUACACCUUGAGCUAUCGUUCAAUGCAUUCCACGGCACGAUACCGCCAAGCCUUGGAGCCUUGCAGAGUCUUUUGUUGCUUGAACUGGCAGGCAAUCGUCUCGAAGCUAGGAAGCCUAGUGAUUGGAGCUUCAUUACAGCACUGACCAACUGCACCGGUCUCCAAGUUUUGGGUUUAGGAUACAAUCUACUUCAAGGCAUGAUGCCCAAAUCACUAGUCAAUCUUUCCAUUAGUCUUAAUAUUUUGCUACUCAAUAGCAACCAAAUAUCAGGAAUUAUACCUAUUGAGAUUGAGAAGCUCAUCAAUCUAACUAGUCUUGACGUGAGUGGUAACGACCUUCAAGGCACCGUUCCUGUAGAAAUCAGUCAUCUUAGGCAACUACAGUUCUUAGGUCUGUCAAAUAACAUGCUUUCAGGUGAAAUUCCUCCUAGUUUGGGCAACCUAACACGAAUGGACCAGCUCUAUCUCGGCAGCAACGAAUUUGAAGGAGCCAUUCCGCCGACACUAAGCAACAUGUUAGUGCUAGAGUCGUUAGAUCUAUCACAUAAUAGGCUAAGCGGUAGCAUUCCUAAAGAAGUUUUGACCCUUUCGUCGCUCACAUACAUCCUUGACUUGUCGCAUAAUUUACUGAACGGUUCAUUACCGUUGGAAGUGGGCAACUUGAUAAGUAUCUGGGGGCUUAAUCUCUCAAAUAAUAGGCUCUCUGGUGAGAUUCCAGACACCAUCGGCAAAUGCGCCAUCUUGGAAAUUCUUCAUUUAGAGAAUAACUUAUUUCAAGGGUCCAUUCCUGCCUCCAUUGGCAAUUUAAGAGGGCUUGAGGAGCUUGAUCUCUCAAAAAACUUCUUCUCGGGCCAAAUACCGGCAUUCCUUGAUGAGCUCCCGGAUCUACACUACUUGAAUCUCUCCUUCAACAGUUUUGAGGGUCAAGUGCCGAUGAAAGGGGUCUUUAAGAAUGCGAGCGAAGUCUCGCUUAUUGGAAAUAGUAAACUCUGCGGCGGAAUUCCAGAAUUACACUUGCCGAAAUGCACUUCAGAUGCCUUCGCAACAAAACAUCACUCUGAUUAUAAACUCAGAGUAAUACUCAUUCCUAUAUGUGGAGCAAUUUUGUGUUUGAUCAUAAUCAUGUGCUUGCUUGGGAUACAUCACUUGAUUAAAAACUCACAGAGAAAGCCGCUGUCGAGGUUUUCCUUAAGAAAUAGACACACGAAAGUAUCUUACGAUGAGCUCUUGAGGGCUACAAAUGGGUUCUCCUCAGAUAAUCUGAUCGGCGCGGGAAGUUUUGGGUCUGUUUAUAAAGCCGCCAUGAACUAUGAAAACGCCGACAUCGUUGCGGUGAAAGUGUUUAACCUUCAACAGCAUGGGGCUUUCAGAAGUUUUAUGUCUGAAUGUGAGGCCCUGAGAAGCAUUCGACACCGAAAUCUUGUCAAAAUUCUUACAUCGUGCUCUAGUUUGGAUCACCGCGGUAACGAUUUCAAGGCCUUGGUUUUUGAGUACAUGCCUAAUGGAAGCUUAGAAGAGUGGCUACAUCCAAAUGCACGCGAGAAUAGGCCUUUCAGAAGCCUAAGCCUAAUCCAGAGGUUGAACAUAGCUGUCGACGUAGCCUCAGCAUUAGAGUAUCUUCAUCACGAAGGGUCCGUGCCGAUUGUUCACUGUGAUCUUAAGCCCAGCAACGUCCUUCUCGGGAAUGAUAUGACGGCGCACGUGGGCGAUUUCGGGUUAGCAAAGUUUCUACAGCAACCGCUUGACGAAUCAUCAGAGCGUUCAUCUACCAGCACUGUGGGAAUCAAAGGAUCUAUUGGUUAUGUUCCUCCAGAGUAUGGAAUGGGCUGUAAACCAUCUAGGCUCGGCGAUGUGUACAGCUACGGAAUUCUUCUGCUGGAGAUGUUCACUGGAAUGAGCCCCCUCGACGACAAGUUCAAAGACGGACUGAGCCUUCGUGGAUAUGUUCAUGCUGCUGCUGCUUCUCCUGAACAUCUUAUGGACAUCAUAGACAGAAACCUGCACUCAGCUGAUAAUGAUAUGGCUUAUCGAGAAGAGUGUGUGCGAGAUUGCUUAGUUUUGGUGUUUGACUGCGGUGUCUCGUGCUCGAAUGAAUCACCACACGAACGAUGCGACAUGACAGAAGUCUCAAAGGUGCUGAGUGCAGCAAGAGAGAGGCUUCUUAGCUAAAAGCAGUUUUGCUCCCUGUGCUACUGUUCUCACUAGAGGCAAAUGAAUGUAUGUUUGAACAUCCUCUGCUUUUCCUUAUUUGCAUUAAAAAAAAUAAACCUUGUGUAAUAUAAAUGCCUAGUCCUUAUGGUUUUGAUCA